Molecule: messenger RNA, 1068 nt
Organism: Capronia epimyces CBS 606.96
Lineage: Eukaryota; Fungi; Ascomycota; Eurotiomycetes; Chaetothyriales; Herpotrichiellaceae
Exons: 1
Coding region: 1-1068 (355 amino acids)
Source: RefSeq, a predicted model, not a curated record
AUGGCACCAGGAAGAAAACCAAAGGUUCCCAGUAGGACAACCACGAACCAGACAUCUCGAAAAGGCUCCCAGAGUACACAGGAAAGUCCCGAAACUGUGGCUUUUCCGGUAGAAGUGCAACAGAUGCUUCUUGACGCGUUCCGCCGCGCUUUCCCUUUUGACGAGCAUCACGACGUGAAGGCGGCCAUCCAACAGGUCAAAGGCCGUCUGUUCCUGCGGGACUUCACAGCUGCCUUUUCCAAUCAAGACUACCUUGAUGCAUAUGCAUUAAGGUGGAGUGCUAGCCGUGCCCUUGGGUACAGCGAUGUCUUCCUUCACGGCGACCUGCAGGAAGUAUGGCUCGGCGGAGCCACAUCCGUCGCGACCGCACAUGAACCACAGUCAACAAGUGCUACCACAGUCGCUUGCAUUGGUGGUGGUGGAGGCGCGGAGGUGGCUGCAUGUGCGGUUGCGGCACGGUCAUAUUCGCUAUCUAAAGUGGAAGUCCACGCCAUCGAUAUCGCAGACUGGUCCAAUUGUCUUACGAAGCUAGAAAACGCCCUGUCUACACCACCUCCACUGUCGGCCUAUGCGAGUGAGCGCCUGAAGGCGGCAAACAAGCCCUUGGUCAUGCGUGAUCAACUGGAGGUUCGCUUUUCCCAACACGAUAUCCUCUCAGUGACUAAGACAGACCUCCGUGACUUGCUUGGUGGCGUCCAUUUAUGCACCAUCAUGUUCGCCUUGAACGAACUCUUCAGCACGUCGAUUUCCAGGACAACCGCCUUCUUACUGGCGCUUACCGAUAUUAUGCAGCUGGGUUCAUGGCUUCUGGUGGUCGACAGCCCCGGGAGUUAUUCGGAAGUCAAGUUGGGCCAGGGACAGGAUGCAAGGACCAAACAGUAUCCAAUGAAAUGGUUACUCGAUCAUACCCUUUUAGAGGUGGCGAGCGAUGAGAACAGUAAGUGGAAGAAGCACGUGGCAGAUGAGUCAAGGUGGUUUAGAUUGAACCCGUCGUUGAAGUACACGAUGGAGCUGGAGAAUAUGAGGUACCAGAUCCAUCUGUACCAACGGAUCGGAGAGGCACGAUGA